Molecule: messenger RNA, 2724 nt
Organism: Vidua macroura (Pin-tailed whydah)
Lineage: Eukaryota; Metazoa; Chordata; Aves; Passeriformes; Viduidae
Gene: CKAP2L
Product: cytoskeleton associated protein 2 like
Exons: 7
Coding region: 507-2543 (678 amino acids)
Cellular component (GO): mitotic spindle; centrosome; cytosol
Source: RefSeq, a predicted model, not a curated record
CGAUGCGGGGGAGCUGCGAUCUGUGGACCUUUUGGGGCGGGCACCUUGUGGGGAGGCCGCGAGUUCUGUGGGAGUGCUGGACUGGAGGCGAGCACAGAUGGGCCUGUGGGAAGGGUGUCAGGGGCCGCCGGGGGGGCUGCUGAGGCCUUGGGAGGGAGGGUUAGAAGGGGGUGGUGUGCGUGACUGUGUGAACCCGCGGGAGGUGCCCACAAAACUGGCCCAGGGACGUGGUUUGGGAGAAGACAGUGUGGCAAGACUGGGAGUGUGCUGAGGGGUCGUGCUGCUCUUGGGGCUCAGUGGAAGCCUUUCCUUCUUCAAACUGAUCCGCGCACAGUUGAAGUGUUCAGUAGCAUCACACUGUGAAGGUCGGGAAGCUUAAGCGCCAAUGAGCGUCUGGGCAAUAUCAUGUGCAAGGGAGUUUCUGGAAACAGCAUUGCCAGGCUCCCCAGGCAGGGAGGUCGAGAGGUGUGCACUGUAGUGUUCGAGAGUAACAGAAAUCCAUUGUCAUGAGUAUGCAUUCUUUGAGGACUGAGACCGUCCUGUGUGCACUGCAUUUCCUGUCAUCUCUUUGCAGCACAACAGAGGAGCCAGCUGCAGAAUUGCCAAGGAGACAAGGAAAGGCUGAAAUGCACAAGUGCAAUGUUAACAGGAGCAAGAAAGAUAUUCUUGUGACUGUGAUGGAGGAUGCCCAAGAGGAUGGCAAGCUUGGAGCCAAAUCCACACAGCACACUUGCCACACUGCUCUGAAGAAGCCUUCAAAUACAUCUCAGAGAGCAGGAGGGGUGUGUCCAGUGCAACCAGGGAACAACACGACGUUUCCUGCUUCUGCACAGACUAGAGGCAGGCUCCCAUCUUCAGGCUCUGGUCAACUAAAUCCAGACAGGAGCCAGAAGUCUGCACAGGAGACUGUCACUGCAGCAGCACCUCAGGUGGGAAGUGACCACCCUCCUCCAGGAGCGCCUCACACCCUGAAUGUAGAGCUGCAGGACAGGCUUGUCUGCAACAAGGAAAACCUCAGCCCACAAGCCUCCACAUCCUCAGAGCUGAUCAACACUUUCCAACCUAGUGAAAACAGUCUCAAGAAGGAGAGAGUCUUGGCCCACAGGCAAUGUCCAGCUGUAACGUCAAGGCCCAUUCUGGGUCCAAAAGGCAGAACGAAUAACCACCAGCCUAAGGAAAACCCAGUUCUGGGUAAAUUUAGGAAAGCCCUGCCAGAAUCAAAGAGCAUGUCUCAAAAUACAGCUAUCAGGACUCAGCCAUUGCAGCCCUCUUGGUUCCUUCCUACUUCUGCUAAUUUGAUACAUAAAAACCCAGGGACAAAGCAGGGAGAAAGCACUACUGUGAGGCAACCUGGCACAGCUCCAGGGGGGAGUCUUAAGCAGCACAGCCAGCCUCACCCAGUGAGAAGAUUUCCCACCAAGCCUCCCACCUUGGGCAAGCCCCAGGGGAGCACAAACCUGAAAUCCAACCUGAACCCAGGUGUCACUUUGCCAUGGCCAAAGCCCAUGGUUAAAGAAGUGAUGGGCAGGAAGGACAUGAAGGUGGUGCCUCCUGGACACACAGCAGCAUCCCAAGGAACAAGUCACCCAAACCAGUCUCCCAGCAUGCACAACUCCAAAACUCACGACCUUGAGGAUGAUUUGAGAAGUAGGAGAGAUCAGCUUAAACCAGAGCUGCCCAAGGCAAGUGGCAUGCAGGCUAGGCGCGUUCCAAGGAUCCCAUCAGCUCCAGAUCGUAAGAAACAGCUGGAGGAGUGGGUGGCAUCCAAAGGCAAGACCUACAAGCGGCCGCCGAUGGUGCUGCUUCAGAAGCAGGCAGUGAAGCCAUCCUGCACAAAGGUCAAAGCAAAGGAGAAGCAAGAGAAUCCAGAGCAGCACUGCCAAGAAAAGAUCAACAACAUAUUAACUGAGUGCCAGAAGCUCAUUGAGGAGGGUGCCCAUGCAGAGGAGAUCUGGGAAAUGCUGUCCCUUGUGCCCCAGGCAGAGAAAUUUGCCAAAUUCUGGAUCUGCCAAGCAAAGCUCCUGGCCCGGAGUGGCCCCUUUGAUGUGAUGCAGCUGUACGUAGAAGCAGUCUGUGCUGGGGCUGAGCCAAUCGAAGAGGUCAGGAGAACUGCUAUAAAUAUUUUGAAAAAUGGAGGCCAAAACCUGGAAGGAGAAAAGGCAGAGGAACCCAUUCCUCAGGAGGCUACUACGCCUUGUCCAGGUGAGAGGCAGUGCAUAGUGUCAACUCCAGGCCUGGUGGCGAGGCGCAUGCCGUCCCUUCCCUCCUCAGUGAAGUUACAAGUUACAUCUGCAUCCAGAGGAAGGAAAUUCCUGGAAGGCUCGGAAUUGAAAUUUGUAACACCCGUGCGGCGCUCACUACGGAUUGAGAGGGUUGGGAGUCGCUACCCAGAGAUGCUGAAAGACCAUGACCCUGUGGUGUCAUCCCUCAGUGAAAUUCUGGAUGCUGAGGAGGAGACUUGCUUCUUCUUCCGGAAAAACAAGGCUUUGCCAGAAGUGACGGAGCUGGAGGGUUUAAGUUCCUAUUCCCCCAAGAGCUCCUGAGAGGUUCCCAGCAGGAACAGGCUGCCUGCCCACCGUGCUGCUUCGUACACACUCCCCUGACUGCUCUUGCUGUCCCUCAGAGGUAGAGGGGAGGGGAUGGCAGAGACUAAGCAUGUUUUAAAUAUCUAAUUGCAGUUUUAAACAUCUAAUUGCAGUCUUAAACAUUAAACUUUGCAGUGGA